AAGUCGGGCUAGCACAACUACUAGAGGCUAUGCUGCUGCGGCCGCUUCGUGGCUGGGCUGCCCGGUCGCUGCGUAGUGCAAGCCCCAGAAGUCCCGGAAACCUCCUUUCGGGCACCGGGCCGCUGUGGGCACCUCACCGCGCCUGGCCUCCGGAUAAAGAUAGAGAAAAUGAUAAAGAGAGAAAAGCCGUGGUUUGUGUUGAGGGCAAUAUUGCAAGUGGGAAGACGACAUGCCUGGAGUUCUUCUCCAAUACAGCAGACGUUGAGGUGUUAAUGGAGCCUGUGCUCAAGUGGAGAAAUGUCCGAGGCCACAAUCCUCUGGGUCUAAUGUACCGCAAUUCCAGUCGAUGGGGCCUCACACUGCAGACUUACGUGCAGCUCACUAUGUUGGACCAGCACACUCGUCCUCAGAUGUCACCUGUACGGUUGAUGGAAAGGUCAAUUUACAGCGCAAGAUACAUUUUUGUAGAAAACCUGUAUAGAAGUGGGAAGAUGCCUGAAGUUGAGUAUGUGAUUCUGUCUGAGUGGUUUGAUUGGAUCAUCAGGAACAUUAAUGUCUCCAUGGACCUGAUAGUUUAUCUUCGAACCACUCCUGAAAUCUGCUACCAGAGAUUAAAGACGAGGUGCAGGGACGAGGAGAAAAUCAUUCCAAUGGAAUACCUCAGUGCUAUUCACCACCUCUAUGAGGAGUGGCUGGUCACCGGCAGCCUUUUCCCAGCUACAGCCCCCGUUCUGGUGAUUGAGGCUGACCACGACUUGGAGAAAAUGUUAGAGCUCUAUGAACAAAACCGGGCCCGGAUAUUAACUCCAGAGAAUUGGAAGCAUGGCCCAUAGGACUGGACAUGGCCACAGUCUACAAGCCAGUGCCAGGAAUAGCUCAGUAGGGCCAGGUUAGCUGUUUAGGAGCAUCUGGAAGAAUCUACUCUCAGGAGUGUGUGUUACCUGGUCAGAUCUAUUGUCUUUAUGGCCUUUCAUUAUGGGACAAAUGGUUUUUGUCAUCAGGUCCUUGCAGCUUACAUUCCCCCUGGUACCCUCCUUCCUGGUGGUUUCCUGAGGCUGAAGUCCUUUGGAAAAACACUUGCUGUGUCCCUAGUUUUGUUCUUGCUUCUAUGCAUCAGGCCACCCAGUUGGGCAAGGGAACAUAGUCUUCUAUCCCAGUCAAGGAUUUGAGGCUCAGAGAGGUGCAGGAACUCUUCAAGGCCACACAGCCAGUGCAUAGUGGAGUUGGCACCAUUCAGACACCUGGUUUGGUCUGUUUCCUCCUGAGCUGUUCCCCUCAGCCCUACCGUUCUGAGCUUCAGCCGCCCCUCCCUGUACCACCCCCUCCACUCUGUUCUUUGUGAGAAGAGCUGGCAGUAUGUAGACUCCAUUACAUUUCACUACUGGGCAAGGUUCAAGGAGAAUUGACAUCAGUAGUUUCUGGCACACCUCUGUUAUUUGGCCUGAGCCCAGCGUUUCCUGGCAUGAAGGUUCUGCAGCCUCUAUGCCUUUGUCAUCUGGAUCUUAGUGUCUGUAGGGGGAUCAUGCAUCGGCCGUUGGAUGGUGUCAGUGUCAUUGAGGAUGAAGACCCUUCCCAGACUGCUGCCAAUUUUAUGUCAUUCUGUGUCAGAAAAAAAGACUCUUGGGACUUGGACACUAUGCCCUGUUUGGAGUGAAGCCAAGGGCAGUCAGCUGGGCUUCCAGGGCUCCAUCACUCUCUCCUGUCCUUGUGUGAGGAGCAGGGCCCUUGGAAUUACUGAGUGUUUGUGGCCCAGGGAGAGAGACAUAGUGGCCUUAGCACUUUUGAACUGUUUUUCCAUCUGAGCGGAUGGAUGUCUUGGACCACAGAGCAUGAAGCCAUCUGUGUUGGAUCAGAACGUGUCUUAGCUUUGCUGGGCCAUAGCUGCACACCAAGGUGCAGCUGCUGCUUGAACCAGUGAGACCAAGAAAAAGAAAAAACAUUCCUCUGGGGACAGUGGGACUGGAAAGUCAGGCUUUGCAAAUAAAGGCAUUUAAAGUCUUA
Messenger RNA from Mesocricetus auratus (golden hamster), 2001 nucleotides. It is a transcript of the gene Tk2, whose product is annotated as thymidine kinase 2. NCBI's taxonomy places the organism in Eukaryota, Metazoa, Chordata, Mammalia, Rodentia, Cricetidae. Gene Ontology annotation, cellular component: mitochondrion; cytoplasm. The coding region runs from base 30 to 833 and encodes 267 amino acids. Gene Ontology annotation, molecular function: ATP binding; deoxynucleoside kinase activity. The record is from RefSeq and is a predicted model, not a curated record. The transcript is spliced from 10 exons. Gene Ontology annotation, biological process: nucleobase-containing compound metabolic process.